Molecule: messenger RNA, 2979 nt
Organism: Columba livia (rock pigeon)
Lineage: Eukaryota; Metazoa; Chordata; Aves; Columbiformes; Columbidae
Gene: NGLY1
Product: N-glycanase 1
Exons: 12
Coding region: 58-2013 (651 amino acids)
Biological process (GO): glycoprotein catabolic process; protein quality control for misfolded or incompletely synthesized proteins; protein deglycosylation
Cellular component (GO): cytosol; nucleus; cytoplasm
Molecular function (GO): peptide-N4-(N-acetyl-beta-glucosaminyl)asparagine amidase activity
Source: RefSeq, a predicted model, not a curated record
GGCGCUGCCCGGCUGGGGUGGGUGGGGGGGUUGUGGUGCGCGUGCCAGGGUGGCGCGAUGGCGGCCGCCGUGGGCCUCUCUUCCUCGCCGGGCUCCCCGGCCGUGAGCGAGCUCUGCCAGAACGGGCGGGAGAUCUUCCUGGAGGCGUCGCGGCUGCUCCUUACCUACGCGGACAACAUCCUCCGGAAUCCUUACGAAGAAAAAUAUAGAUUAAUUCGGAUUGGAAAUCCAGCAUUUUCCACGAGGCUGUUGCCUGUCAGAGGAGCAGUUGAAUGUUUAUUUGAGAUGGGGUUUCAAGAGGGAGAAACUCACCUGGUUUUCCCUAAGGAAGCUUCGAUUGAGCAGCUACGUAAAAUCAGAGACUUAAUUGCAGGGGAGAGGAGUAGCAGGCUGAAUGAGUCAAAUCAAAUCGUCAGAUCAGGAUCCUCUGAAACUAUGGCCAGCGCUCAGACAGUUGCACAUCAGCGUUCAAGACCUGCUGACUCUCUUCUUGCCUCUGCCCGUCAACAACCAGAAACAUCACUUGUGCAAUCUCUUGAAAUGGCUGCAAAUAUCUUGAAAGCACUUCAAACAAAAUUUGAGCAUCUUGUAUUGAUGUAUGAGAAUCCUUCUAUUCAGCAGAAAGCACUAGAUUCAAUUCCCCUCCAGCAAUUGAAAGGGAAGGCUCAGAAAAAACUAGCACAAGCUACAAGACUGGACAAAGGUGCACAUGUGAAUGAAGAGGACUUCUUGUUGUUGGAGCUCUUGGACUGGUUUAAGAAUGACUUUUUUCAUUGGGUAAAUAAUCUUCCUUGCAGCAGGUGUGGUGGGCAGACACAGCCUAAAAGUGACUACCUGUUGCCUACUGCUGAUGAUCUAAGGUGGGAUGCCAGCCGAGUGGAAAACCAUUACUGUAACCAGUGUCAGUUGUGUAACAGAUUCCCAAGGUAUAAUAACCCUGAAAAACUUCUGGAAACCAGAUGUGGACGCUGUGGCGAGUGGGCCAACUGUUUUACACUGUGUUGCAGAGCUGCAGGCUUUGAAGCUAGAUAUGUCUGGGACUGUACAGAUCAUGUAUGGACUGAAGUAUAUUCUUCAUCUCAGAAAAGAUGGCUUCACUGUGAUCCCUGUGAAAAUGUCUGUGAUAAACCUCUUCUCUAUGAAACUGGAUGGGGAAAGAAGCUCUCCUACAUAUUUGCAUUCUCUAAAGAUGAGGUUGUUGAUGUCACCUGGAGAUACAGCUGUAAGCAUAAAGAAGUACUCACUAGAAGGACGGCGCUCAGUGAAGCUACACUGCGUGAAACAAUUAAUGCACUAAAUAAAACGAGACAACAAUCUUUGUCAGAAAAUAGAAGAAGAGAGCUCUUGGAAAGAACAAUUGUGGAGCUCGUGGAGUUUGUUUCUCCUAAAACACCUAAACCUGGAGAAUAUGGUGGAAGGACAUCAGGUUCAAUGGCUUGGCGAACAGCCAGAGGUGAAAUUGGUCCAGAGAAAAGAAAAGAAGUAAUUUUUGUCCCCUCUGAAAAAGAGAAAGCAUCUAAACUCUUCCACCUCAUCUACAAUAUAGUAGAAGAUAGUUAUACACGGAUUUCCAGUAAUAAUGAAAAGAUAAGUGGCUGGGAAACAGGUGUUUGGAAGGCAGAGUCUAUCUGGAGAAAGAUUGAAACAGACUGGAAAAUGGUUUAUUUAGCCCGGAAAGAGGGCUCAUCCUCUGCUUCCAUCAGCUGGAAGUUUGAGUGCAAGUCAGUUGGUCUAAAAAUAGAUAACAUUUCAGUUAGGACAAGCAGUCAGACAUUUCAGAGUGGAAGAAUAAAGUGGAGGCUUUGCUCUUCAACAGCAGAAAUUGCUCUGAUAGGAGACAAAAAUCUUUGCUCCUAUUCAGAUUUUUCUGGUGCAACAGAAGUUACGUUGGAAGCAAUACUAAGUGGAGGGGACGGUGAAAAUGCAUGGCAACACACACAGCUAUUUAGAGAGAGCUUAACAGGAUGUGGAGAAAAUUGCUUGGAGAUAAUUAUAAAGCUCAGUGACCUCUGAGAACCUGAACUGAAGAGAUGUUCUUUGGAUUUCUAGAAGAUGUUAUACCAUGGAUAAAACAUGAAGAUUUGCUUGGCAGUUCCCGUUCGUCCUGCUGGCAUUUUAUUUCCUGUUUCGCUUCUUCCAUUUAGUCAACUUGAAACUGCACGUGUAUUGAAUAGGUAAACAUCACAAUGAAAACCUCUUCGCUUUAAAAACAAACGCAAAAAUUAAGGGAUUGAAACAUUAAAUACCCUUUUUAAAAAUUUAUGAUUAAAAGGAAACUGUUUUAGAAAGCAAAACGUGACCGUAAGAGCACAGAGCAAUUGUAAUUGAUUUUAAUUUGUAGUUUUGUGGUUAGCUUGCUGUUUUGUUUUUUUUUCUUAUAAUCUGUUCCUUGGAAAAACAGUUUGAAUUCCAUUUUCCGAUUACAACAGAUGCUUGUGAUGAUUUUAAAAUAUUUUAAAGAAUAAUAGAAGACUUAAGCAUUUUAAGAGAAAAAUAUGAUUUUAUGUAAUAACCAGAAGAACUGAAAUUAAGAUAAAUAUUGAAACAAUCUUAAAAUGAUCUUGUUAUAUGUCUAAGUAUUAAACUUCUGUUUAAUACCUAGAAAUGUUUGGAAAUAUGAUGGUAUGCUAGGAAAAUAAACUUAUUUUGAAAAAAGUGUUAAUUAUGUACCUAAAAUCGUCAUGGUCUGUGAUAUGAAACCAAGACUUAAAAUUGAGCAAGAACAUCAGAAUUUUUCUAUGAACAAAUAGCUUAUUCAUUAUUAAUACUUUUUAAUUACAUACAUUAAAAUUUGCCCAUUUUUAAAGAAGACUUAUUAAGUGUGUAGGUUGAAAACAGUUUUUAAGCUAUUGUCUUGAGUUACUUUAAAUGCUUUUCUCAAAUUUAAUGUAAAAGUAGAUGCAGUUUUUCUGUUUCUUAAUGCAGUGUUCAAAUUUCUUUGCAUUGACUAUAAUAAAAACUGCCACCCAGGAGAUGUCA